This is a messenger RNA of Brachypodium distachyon (stiff brome), 1095 nucleotides long. RefSeq names its product SH3 domain-binding protein 1. The record is from RefSeq and is a predicted model, not a curated record. The transcript has a single exon. NCBI's taxonomy places the organism in Eukaryota, Viridiplantae, Streptophyta, Magnoliopsida, Poales, Poaceae. Bases 43 to 708 code for a protein of 221 amino acids.
CGUGUCCCUCCCGCAGUCUCUCUCAAAUCCCUCCCUCCCAUCAUGCGAGCUCCGCACACCACCGCACCGGAGCCGAUCCCGCUGCCGCCGCCCCUCUCGAUCCCGCUACCGCUGCCGCCCCCGCCGCUCUCGCUUCCGUCGCCGACCACCGCGAUCCACCGGCGCAACAGCCGCAACUCCUCCGCCUCGUCUUCUUCCGUGUCUACAGCCUCCUCUUCCUCCCCGUCGCAGUCCCCCGCCCCGUCCCCCACCCGAGCCUCCGUCGUGCCCUUCUCCUGGGAGCGCCACCCGGGCGUCCCCAAGAGCUCCCUCGCCGGCCUCUUGUCCAACUCCGGCGGCGCGCCCCGCCCGCUCCCGCCGCCGCCGCCGCGCCGCUGCCGGCGGAUCAGGCGCCGCCGCCGCCUCUCCGUCGACGACGCCGACCCCUUCACCGCCGCCUUCGUCGAGUGCACCAGGGAGGAAGGCACGGCCGACGCCGAUGAAGACAAGCUCUGGCCACCGCCGGCGCGAGCGACGGCAUCGGCUGUGCACACGGCAAGACCGUGGAGGCUCGCCGCCGGCGGUGGCGGCGCCGCGGGCAUCCUCGGCUUCCUGGACCUGUACGGGUGCAAGACCGCCAUGGACGUCGCCGGCGGCGCGUUCCUCGCCCCUCGCCGCCGGACCGUCGCCGCGCGUCCAGGGCAUGGCCGCGCCGCCGCCCGGAGAUAAGUGGUUAAUUAAUUAACAUGUCUGAUUAAGGUGUGUAUAAUGUAUUGUAUAGUUGCAUAUAACCAACAUGUACUCCUAUAUGGUUCUCUGCCAUUACAAGCAACACUGUGGUCAAUGGCAGAAUUUACAGCAUCUUGUUUGGGUCACCUCGAUCUUCUGAUCAGUGUCCUCUGCUCUGCUGUGCCAUAUUCCAGAGCGUUGAUUUCUGAUCAGACAGUUGAGGUGUCACGUACAACUGCUUAAUCAGUGCGUUUCUCUAUGCGUAUGCCUAGCAACUUUUUCUUUCUUUCUGGGGGUGUUGUGUGCUGAAUAAUUGGAUCUUUUUUUGGAUUUUGCUAAACAAUUGGAUCAAUAUAUGAGUAAGAUAAGAAAAGUUUGGUUGCAUUU